Olea europaea var. sylvestris is the source of this 994-nucleotide messenger RNA. RefSeq names its product transmembrane protein 64-like. NCBI's taxonomy places the organism in Eukaryota, Viridiplantae, Streptophyta, Magnoliopsida, Lamiales, Oleaceae. The transcript is spliced from 8 exons. Gene Ontology annotation, cellular component: membrane. The record is from RefSeq and is a predicted model, not a curated record. The coding region runs from base 364 to 747 and encodes 127 amino acids.
AACAAUUGUUUUCUGCAGUUGUUGAAGGAAUUCUUAGUAUGGAUAGAGCAAGAUCUUGGUCCUUGGGGUCCUCUUGUGCUAGCUGUUGCAUAUAUUCCUCUAACCGUACUGGCAGUUCCAGCUUCGGUACUUACGCUGGGUGGUGGUUAUCUCUUUGGCUUGCCUGUGGGUUUUGUUGCUGAUUCUAUUGGUGCUACAAUUGGUGCUGGAGCUGCAUUUCUUCUAGGGAGAACUAUUGGGAGGUCAUUUGUGAUUUCCAAGUUGAAAGACUAUCCGCAGUUUCGUGCAGUUGCAAUUGCAAUUCGGAGAUCUGGAUUCAAGAUUGUUUUGCUGCUUCGGCUUGUUCCUUUACUUCCAUUUAACAUGUUGAACUACCUCUUAUCCGUGACUCCAGUCUCCAUUGGACAUUACAUGCUAGCAUCGUGGUUGGGAAUGAUGCCAAUUACUUUUGCCCUGGUAUAUGUUGGGACAACUCUGAAGGAUCUCUCUGACGUAACACAUGGAUGGGGUGAAUUUUCAAAAACUCGUUGGGCACUGAUUGUGUUUGGCCUUGUGACUUCUGUGGUAUUAAUAAUUUGUGUUACUAGAGUUGCAAAAGCUGCUUUAGAGAAAGCAUUGGCUGAAAACGAGGAUAUUGAAUAUGAUAUUGCAUCACCACAAUUACCCGUUCUAGCCGACUCUGCUGUAAAUCUCCACGAUCCGCUUAUGGUUAAGAUCGAUACCCCUCAAGAUCAUCAUGAAAUAUAGUUUACAAACUCCAGAAAGUCUUGCCUUCUCCGAAAUGCUAUAUCAUUUAUACUAAUCAUCUGCUUGGUGAUGCUUUUAUAUUAUUCUUCAUCUGUACAGUCAGUAUAAAUCUACUUUUACAUUAGGUGGUUUUAACAGAAAUAGCUUAUUUCUUCUGAAAGCUUACUUUACAUAAUUAUACUUCUGCUUAACGACAAAUGGAGAAAAUGAAUAUGACUGCUAUUGGUUUUGCUGCUGCUACUUGGCA